UCGCUAUUCAACUUUCUCGGCCGAUGGAGCGGAUGCGGACCCGACCUCUCUCGACAACCUAACUUGAUUUAGGUCUCCUACCUUCGCCGAGGCGUCUUCCAAGCAGCAUCAAACACCAUAAUACUAGUGCCAUCACCUCUCGGAAUCACCAAUACGGCUGAACCUCUUUUUCGCGAGCAUUGGACUUGUCUAUUUUACAUGAUUAUAGCGUAGAUCACCAAUUCCGUGCAAAUAUAUUAACCACACGAGGUUAACCUAAUUCCCUCGCUCUUUCCCACUUCUCCUGUUUUCACGUCUCUCCUGUCGUAAUAUUUUGCGUCAUGGAGCCAGAACCCAUUCCAGGUCCCCCUGGGCUUCCCUUUGUGGGAAAUGUAUCAGAUAUUGAUCCAGAAAAUCCGCUGCAAUCUUUGAUGAACUUGUCUGAUAUCUACGGCUCUAUCUGGAAAUUCCAACUUGGAGGCGCUGCUCGGGUCGUGGUUGCAUCUCAGGCAUUGAUGAACGAAAUCACCGAUGAAACCAGAUUCUCCAAGAUUGUUUCGGCAUCUCUCAAGGAAGUACGAAAUGGAGCCCAUGACGGAUUAUUCACUGCAUAUGGGACUGAGGAGAAGGAUUGGGGGAUUGCCCAUCGAAUUCUCCUGCCGGUAUUUGGACCGCUCACCAUUAGAGCUAUGUUUGAUGAAAUGCAUGACAUUGCCUCUCAGCUGGUCAUGAAAUGGGCUCGACAUGGGCCUGAUCAUAUCAUCCAAGUGACUGACGAUUUCACGAGACUGACGCUAGAUACAAUAGCACUCUGUGCGAUGGAUUAUCGAUUCAACUCUUACUACUCUGAAGAGGUCCACCCAUUCAUCCAAGCAAUGGCUGACUUUCUGAAAGCCUCAGGAGACCGAGCAAGACGAGGUGCAAUUGCACAAAUGUUUUACCGACAGGAGUCCCAGAAGUACUGGGAGAACAUCGAACUGCUCCGAAAGACUAGUCAGGAGGUCAUCAAAACGAGAAAAGAACAUCCGUCUGAUAAAAGAGAUUUGCUUAACGCGAUGCUAAAUGGCGUCGACCCGAAAACCGGCGAGAAGAUGACCGAUGAUAGCGUGAUCGACAAUAUGAUCACGUUCUUGAUCGCCGGUCACGAAACCACAUCCGGACUCUUGUCGUUCGUAUUCUACUACCUUUUGAAGAAUCCGAGUGCGUAUGAUACAGUGCAGCAGGAGGUAGAUGAAGUUAUUGGGAAGAACCCGAUCACGGUUGAGCAUCUCUCGAAGCUCCCAUACCUGAACGCUGUGCUUCGGGAAACUCUUCGACUUUCGCCCACUGCACCAUCUAUUGGGCUUCAGGCGAAAGAGGAUACCACCAUCGCUGGUAAAUACCAUGUGAGCAAGGGUACCCCUAUUAUCGCUCUGUUCUCGAAGAUCCAUCGCGAUCCUGUUGUUUAUGGUGAAGAUAAUGAAGAGUUCCGCCCCGAGAGGAUGCUGGAUGCCGAGUUUGACCGUCUCAACAAGGAGUUUCCUAACUGUUGGAAGCCGUUCGGUAAUGGAAUGAGAGCGUGUAUCGGGCGGCCAUUUGCAUGGCAAGAGGCUCUUCUGGUCACAGCCAUGCUUCUUCAGAACUUCAACUUCACCAUGGAAGAUCCAUCCUACCAGCUGCAGGUCAAACAAACGCUCACCAUCAAGCCGAAAGGGUUUUACAUGCGUGCACAUUUACGAAAUCACAUGUCAGCAACAACGCUUGAGCGAGCUUUAGCAUCAACGUCAAUCAGUGAGGCAGCCUUAGCAAAGACUGAGCCACAGGAGCUAUCAAAGAAAAGCACCAUAAAAGGGAAGUCCAUGGUAAUAUACUAUGGGUCAAAUACUGGAACAUGUGAGGCGCUUGCUCAAAGGCUUGCCGCCGAUGCCUCUGACCAUGGCUUCAAGGCGGAUAUUGUCGAUACGCUGGACUCGGCCAAAGAAACCCUCCCAACAGACAGGCCGGUCGCAAUUGUUACAGCCUCCUAUGAGGGGCAGCCGGCAGAUAAUGCUGCGCAUUUCGUGAACUGGCUCGGCGGGUUGAAAGGGUCUGAAUUGGCCAACGUUUGUUUCGCCGUCUUUGGCUGUGGUCACCGGGAUUGGGCGAAAACGUUCCAUAGAAUUCCGAAAUACCUCAACAACGUUAUGGAGAAGAGGGGCGGCACAAGAAUUGCACCGCUAGGGACGGCUGACGCGGCAGGUGGCGACAUUUUUACCGAGUUUGAGAACUGGGAAGACCAAGUGUUCUGGCCUGCUAUGCGGGAGAAAUAUCGAUCUUUGGAUACCCCAGGAGCUUCGGCCUACGAAACGAACCUACAGGUUGAGAUCUCCACCCCUCGGUCUUCUAACUUGCGCCAGGACGUACGAGAAGCUCGAGUCGAGGAGGUAACAGUCCUAUCGGCACCUGGAGUCCCGGAAAAGAGACACAUAGAAAUCAGCCUACCAACGGACAUGACCUAUUCCGCAGGAGACUACCUUGCAAUCUUGCCUAUCAAUCCGAAGCAAAGUGUGAGCCGGGCCAUGAGGUAUUUCGGGCUGGCAUGGGAUAGCAUGUUGACCAUUUCAUCUGCUGGCCCGACUACGCUUCCCACAAAUGCUCCGAUAUCCGCAAGCGAUGUAUUUGGGGCGUAUGUCGAGCUCGGUCAGCCUGCCAGCAAACGCAACAUCCUCGCUUUGAUAGAGGCUACUCAAGAUGAAGGAAGUACGAAAGACCUUGCUCGAUUGGCGGACGUCGACUUCGCAACUGAGAUUACGGCAAAACGUGUCUCGGUUCUUGACCUUCUUGAACGCUUUCCGUCUGUCCAUCUACCGCUAGGACCUUUCUUGAAGAUGCUGCCUCCCAUGCGAGUGCGUCAGUACUCGAUAUCAUCUUCACCGCUGUGGAAUCCAAGCAAUGUCACCCUUACGUACUCCGUCGUAGAUCAACCAGCUCUGAGUGGACAUGGACGCUUCGUCGGGGUAGCAUCAAGCUAUCUUUCAAGCCUCGCGCCAGGGGACAAACUCCAUGUUGCUGUUCGAACCUCUCAUCAAGCCUUCCACCUGCCGAAGGACACUAGGAACGUUCCCGUCAUCAUGAUGGCAGCUGGAACAGGUCUCGCUCCUUUCCGGGGCUUCAUCCAAGAGCGCGCCGCGCAACUCGCCGCAGGCCGAUCUCUCGCGCCAGCACUUCUCUUCUACGGCUGCCACUCUCCUGACACUGACGCACUUUACUCAGAGCUCCUCAGCCGUUGGGAGAAUCUCGGCGCGGUCUCUGUCCGUUAUUCUUACUCCCGUACCCCAGAGAAGUCCGAGGGAUGCAGGUACGUGCAAGAUAGACUGUAUCAUGACCGCAAGGAGGUGGUAGAGCUGUUUGAAGCAGGCGCGAAAGUGUUUGUUUGUGGGGGUAGGGAAGUAGGUGAAGGGGUACAGGAGACUUGUAUUAGAAUUACGAGAGAGAGGAGUAUGGAGGUGCAGGGACGGGAUGUUUCGGAGGAAAAGGCAAGGGAGUGGUUUGAGGGGUUGAGGAAUGAAAGGUUUGCUACGGAUGUUUUUGCGUAGACUGGAUUGGAGAGUUUAGGAUAGAUGUUGGGAGUGGAUGGGUAUGGUGACUUAAGGGCUGUGCCCGGUAGCCAGAUGCUGAAGCUGUGUGUAGUUGCGAAGCGAGGUCUAUUUUGCAAUCUCGAUAUCCGGAGCCAGUGUGUGACGACAAAUUACCUCUCCUUCUGAUCUCAAAUAUCUGUUCCUAAACGUGUAAAAUCGUC
Messenger RNA from Lindgomyces ingoldianus, 3736 nucleotides. RefSeq names its product cytochrome P450. Lineage: Eukaryota; Fungi; Ascomycota; Dothideomycetes; Pleosporales; Lindgomycetaceae. Bases 321 to 3533 code for a protein of 1070 amino acids. The transcript is spliced from 8 exons. Gene Ontology annotation, cellular component: cytosol. The record is from RefSeq and is a predicted model, not a curated record. Gene Ontology annotation, molecular function: aromatase activity; flavin adenine dinucleotide binding; iron ion binding.